AUGCAUAAUGUGUAUCAACACGGUCUCUGCAAUAUCAUGGCGGCUUCGGCUGGGCACAGCGGCGAGCCUCUCUUUAGCAGGCGGGACGUGCGACUCAUCACGCCUUGUAUUAUCCCUGGCGCAGAGUCUGACAACAUGUCAACAUAUGUCCAAGGCCUAGAGGAGAUCAAUGAAGAAGGUCAAUGGUUUGAACAGCUCAGCGCCGAACCCUUGUACAGACGUGGAUGGGUACUGCAGGAACGACUGCUGUCAACGCGUAGCGCCAUAUUCACACGGCAAAACGUGUAUUUACAGUGUCCCUACGGCAUCACCCGGGAAGUACACCCCGACAACAAUAGCGUGGAUCUGUCCUUUGGGUUCUCCGACCCGCGCAUGAUCCCGAGCAAGUUCACUCCGGAGACAUGUUUCGAGACAUGGCGGUUGAUCAUAAACGCAUACGCGAAGACCAACCUUUCGUUCGCGACCGAUACCUUCUACGCGCUAGCUGGUCUCGCCGAGAGGGUCGAUCUGGCCAAGUGUCUCGCCUGGUGGGACGAGACGCAUGAGCGAAGACCUGGGCUUGAGGCACCCAGUUGGUCGUGGGCGUGUGUGCGAAAACCGCAGUACUUUGACUUUACCCAAAGUGAGGCGAUCCCUCGAACGUGGGGUACGAUGACAGAUGGCAUUUUGGGACUGCAGGGCCCCAUGUUUUCCAUCAGCACCGGGUCACCUGCCUCCCACUUGGACACCGAUAUGGAGAUCAUGCGAAGGGUGGAGGGUGUUGCAGACCGAUGCGAUACCGUAGCGCAGUUCGAUGGGCCAGAGAUCGAAAGAGAAGAGAAGCCAGUGACAGGAGACUUGCUGUGCGUCCUUCUGACGAGGUCACACUGCCGGCCUGAAUACAUGGGUAUCCUUCUUGCGCCAGUUUCCGUAUCCGACAUCACUGCACCAUAUCGGCGGGUGGGCUUCUUCCGACUUGAUUUAUCAUAUAACGGAACGCCAAGCCACGUAGAGACGAAUGUUGGCUGGGCGCCUGAAAUAACGAAACGAGGGCGUGAGUUUUUGGACGAGUGUUACCAGCGCUUGUUGGAGACCUUAAAGGCUCAACCGAAGGGUGCCCGUGGCCUCGCGUGCGAUGGGGCAACUGACGAACAAACAAUAUUUCUUGUGUAA
Colletotrichum navitas is the source of this 1152-nucleotide messenger RNA. RefSeq names its product tol protein. The record is from RefSeq and is a predicted model, not a curated record. The transcript has 3 exons. The coding region runs from base 1 to 1152 and encodes 383 amino acids. NCBI's taxonomy places the organism in Eukaryota, Fungi, Ascomycota, Sordariomycetes, Glomerellales, Glomerellaceae.